AUGAUUCGUAUACUUCCGCCUACAAUUCUGCGAAAUCUUGUUGUAUGAUGUAAACUUGAUUCCUGUGUGAAGGCCGUUUAUUUCAUUAAAUUUAGUCGCAGUAAUUUUAGAAAAGUACACAUUGAACGUUUAGAGGCGUAACAUGAGCACCGACAAUUCUUCGAAACCGGCGGAAGCCUCAGCCGGUGCUGCUUCAAGUAAUCCUGGACCAAGUGAAAAUAAUGGCGAAGACGAAAAGGCAGCAGUUUAUGAAUGUAAUAUUUGUUUAGAUACGGCGCAUGAUGCCGUUGUUAGUAUGUGUGGUCAUCUGUUCUGCUGGCCAUGUUUACACCAGUGGUUAGAAACUCGUCCCCAGAGACAACUCUGUCCGGUUUGUAAAGCUGGAAUAGGUAAAGAUAAAGUUAUACCCAUAUACGGAAGAGGAAAUCCAAAUCCACAGGAUCCUAGAGAGAAAUUACCACCACGCCCAUCAGGACAGAGACCGGAACCUGAAAACACCGGGGGAUUCCCAGCAUUUGGCUUUGGCGAUGGUGGAUUUCAGUUUUCCUUUGGAAUUGGUGCCUUUCCCUUUGGAAUAUUUACGUCUUCGUUUAAUAUGUCAGAUAAUCGCCCUGGACCUCCUCAAGCUGGCUCACCUCAACAUACAGAAGAACAGUUUUUAUCUCGAAUCUUUCUCUGGGUGGCCAUCUUGUUUCUCUUUUGGUUGUUGAUAGCGUAAACAUACGUCAAACUCUUGUCAUAUGUUGUUAACAUUAUUUAUUCUCUGUUAGCGCGGGAGGGGUGGCCGAAUGGUUAGCAUGUUCUCGCUGUAUCAUAAGACCUGUCAUUGAGUCAACUGGUGGGGUUUUGAUUCCCUGGCUAAACUUGACAAGGAAUAGGGUCGGCUGUCCAACCUCGUGAUUUUCCUCCCACUGCUAAAGACCCCUACACGCAAGCAAAUUAUUGAACUAAAAUUGAACUGUAUGAUAGUCCCCAAAUGACCUAGUUUGUGUCGAGUGGAGGUUAAACCCCAUUUCUCUCUCUCUCUCUCUCCCCCCCCCCUGUUGGGGCUAAGAAUGAAAAGUUGUAAAGUAACUAAGCCUGUAAAUAAGGCACAUGUCACAGAAAAUUAUCAGACACAAAUUCUGGUUUUAUCCGAGGUAAUCACUCUGGUAGUACCUGUCGUUUUGCUCAGUCCCACUUUUAUUGAUAUACAUGCCUGGUACGAAAGUUCAAUGGUGUAUGACAUUUCGACAGCUAGCCUACAAUUGAAGCCUCUAUUUCCAGGCCCGUUGUCAUUAAUCAUUCUACAUCAGGGCUCUCACUUCAGAAAUUGGUCAGUAAUUUAUCAUGUAUUGUGUUUUCUUGAAUUUGUAAGAUAUAUUAUUUUUUUCAAAGAAUAUGACAAUUAUUAGCAUUAUCCCAAAUAUAUAUAUAACUGUGUUUUACGCAUGAAGACUAUAAAUUUAGCUGUGUUUUACAAAAACUAUGAAUUUAAUUGUGUAUUACUGUUAAAUUCUUUGAAAUUUUGAUUUGAUUUGAUCUGACAGGUCAGUAUAAGUGAACUGAGAACCCUAUGUUGCCAUUAUUUACUGUCCUGUCCUAUAUUACUGUAUAUAUCGGUCUGACUCCAUGUUAUAUCUAUAUUGCUGUAAAUCUCUGUAAGACUAAAGGUCAGUUCUAUAUUUAGUAACUUGUCUACAUCUAAACAUGAUCUGUUCACUAGUUACAGCUAACAGGAGCUGGGGUUUGAAGCCAGAUUACAGAACUAAAAAAGCUUGAAAAUAACAAAGGUGCUGUCAUUCUUGUUUUUGUGGAUUGUCUCCCUUGUUGUGAGUUGGUUUUCAGUGCAGUGGCCACUAACAUCUGUAGCCUGUAUCCCUGUAUCUAUUCACUUGAUAUGAUAGUGCUUCUAUUUUAUAUUGCUUACAUUGUCUGGGGUUCGUCUUUGGCUUACUGUUUGUUUAUCUGUGAUGCAGUUUUCCAGUAAUUAUUAUUUAUAUAUAUAUGAAAUCAAAAUGGUUAAAAAAUAUAGGAAAGGUAGAUGUUUUACUGUAGAGGGAGACAAGUGUGGUUUAAUGUCAAUCCUUCAUUUUGGGACUAACAUGUGGUUUAGUUUCAUUUCAAUGAUUUGCUUGUACGUAAAGUUCUGUAGCAGUGGGAUGAAACGAGAGAACCUGGAGAAAACUUACCUAAAGUGUAUAUAACCCAUAAAUCUAAUAAUAUAUUGUAUGUAUGAUGAUUUGUGUUUGUUAUAUUAUUAAGUUUAAUUCUGGGCCUGGGUGUUAACACGAUUCUGUUUGUAGGAGUUAACACAAUUCUGGGCCUGGGUGGUAACAUGAUUACUGUAUGUAUGAUGCUUUGUGUGUAUAUUAUCAAGAUUAAUUCUGGGCCUAGGUGUUAACACGAUUCUGGGCCAGGGUGUUAACACGAUUAUUGUAUAUAUGAUGCUUUGUGUGUAUGUUAUAUUAUUAAGAUUAAUUCUGAGUGUUAACACGAUUCUGGGCCAGAGUGUUAAGACGAUUAUUGUAUGUAUGAUGCUUUGUACAUGUAUGUAUGUUAUAUUAUUAAGUUUAAUUCUGGGUCUGGUUGUUAACACGAUUCUGGGUCUGGGUGUUAACACAAUUCUGGGCCUGGGUGGUAACACAGUUCUGGGCCUGGGUGGUAACAUGAUAAUUCAUCUUUAUAUACAUGUAUGUGAAAGUGUGGCCAGUGGUGAACUUCAAUUGUCACCGUUCCAAUAGUGAACUUCAGUCUUCACUGUUACACGGUGGUCGUUGAAGUUGGACCUACACCCUUUAAAAUAUUUUAAGCAUUCAGACCUUUCCUUUAAAGACUGUGUCAAAUAUUGUAAUUUAGGUUUGUGUAAAUAUAUAUGUAUAUAGAAUGUCAUACUGAAUUUAGCUGUGCAAUAAUUACAGGAAUGGUUAUAUAGAGCAGAAUCUCAAGGAUUCUUGCUUAAAGGACAAUAUUGGUGUCAGUUAUUAUCACAUUUGUGAUAGAACUGGUUAAACUGAUAAAACACAGAUCCAUAUUCCGUUUGGUUUUAUUUGUCUUCAGUACACUAGAAUCUAGAAAAAUUGUUAUAUAACAGGCGGUGUAGAUGAGGUGAGGGAUUAGCCAAUGAAAUGGUCUGUUACGGCAACUUCUUUGCGUAACCCACUAGAAAUGUCUACAAUUAGUCAGAUCUUCAUGUAGUAGAGGCCAUCGACGGUAUAAAAAACCGAAAGGUAAUAUAGAUCUGUAUUCUAAUCAGAUUGAUACGAGGUUAAACUUUAAGGAAGGAUUUACAUGUCGUCAGUCUGCGCUUCAAUAUAUUGUAUAUAAUACGCCCCGUUAAUUUCUAGUAACACAACUCUACUAGUUUUAGCGUAGUCUGCCCUUCUGUUAAUUGUAUAUAUUCACCCCAUUAAUCCGCAUACUAAAGAUAUUAAAGGAGAUAUAUUGGAAUUUUCAUUUAAUUAAGUUAUUAUUAUUAUUAUUAUUGAUUUGUUAAUGAUAGAGGCUUUAGGGUACUGAUGGAUCUAAUUUAAAUAAAUCUCUUUUGAAAUGUUUCAAGUAUCAAGAUUUUUCAUUGGAGUAUAUUUUGCUCUUGGCCAAUGAAGUGUUUGUAUCUUUAAACUACCUGUAUUUUACUUGUAUAUUUGUUCUUGCGGAAUCCGAUCUGGAUUUAGUUUUAUUAUUUAUUGUUCCUGAGAAUCAGGUGGCUGUCUAUUCAUAAAGGCGAGAGAGAGGGAGGGGUUUAACGUCUACUCGACACUAACCAGGUCAUUUCGGGACUAACAUUUCGGCUUGCACGUAGGGGUCGUUAGCAGUGGGAGGAAACUGGAGAAAACCCAUGAGGGUUGGACAGACGAACCUACUCCUUGUCACACACACAACUGGGGAAUCGAAACCAAGUCAGUGGACUCAAUGACAGACUUUAUGAUACAAAGCGCACGCACUAACCAAUCGGCCAUUUCCCCCCGUACCUUCAAAGAACUAGAAAUUGGUUUGGGUUGAUCUCAAGUUGACGUGAAUGAAGCCCUUCAGGAUUAAGGAAGAAGCGAGAAUAUUCCCCACAGCACACUGUUGGUUGAUACAAUUGAUUAAUACAGGUACAAUUGAUUGAUACAGGUAUAACUGGUUGAUACAAGUACAAUUGAUUGAUACAGGUACAACUGAUUGAUGCAGGUAUAACUGGUUGAUACAGGUACAGUUGAUUGAUACAGAAACAUUUAUUAUGGAAUAUUCGGCCUUGAAGAGAUUCUUUAACCUUCUCAUUGCUCUCAAAAGCCUCACAAUAUACCAGUCUAAAAUAUUCCUGCUCGGAGAAAUUCCUCAUACCUUCUUGUCAAUCAGAAGCAUAGAACUUUAAUAGUAAUGAAUCUCUUAUGAAGUAAAACUAAGAGAAACUUCUCCAAACUAGGAAAUAUUUUAGACUCUUGAAGUAUAUACACUGUAAUUAUAGUUAUAUGUUUUUUUUUAUUUGUUGUAGUUUAAGUAAAAGAAAUAUGUUUAUAAAUUAUAAUAUUUGUAUAUAUGUUAUUGUUAGGACAUCGGUUAUCAAACUUCAUUAAUUAACAAUCUUAACCCUUUAGUGUCAGAGUUUACUUUCAGUUUCAGUAUUAUAAAAUUUUGAUAUUGAUUGCUAAAAGGGAUACUACAGGUUUACCCGUUAACAUUACGAGCCCCCAAAACUACCGCAUCUUCUAGCACCACGUGUUGUCCGAGGUUUAGGAAUACUAGCUCUGUGACUGGGGUGGUCAAGUGGUCUGGGGUGGAGGAGUGAGGUUCGCUCUUCAAACAAAACCCCAAAGAUUCGCCAAUUUAAGUACGAUCAGCAUGAAACUUGGCAUGCGUGUUCCUCGAUUGUCGGAUGUAGAUUUUUAAUAUGACGUCACAAAUCCAACAUGGCUGGGAUGGCGUCACCUUCGGUUCCUGGACCAUAGUACAAUCCUACUUGUUAAGAAUAAGAAAAAUUUGAUAAUAUUGUGCCUGUAGCUCAAAUAUAUAUUAUAAUAUAUUAAAUGAUUACUGUAUAGGUCUGUAUAUUAGAUUAUGUUAAAUGAUAUUGUAUUGUUAUUAUGGAAUGAGAGAUGAGUUGAAUGAUUGGAAUAAACAAUUUGAAAAUAA
Patella vulgata (common limpet) is the source of this 5094-nucleotide messenger RNA. Its product is annotated as E3 ubiquitin-protein ligase RNF185. The transcript is spliced from 5 exons. The record is from RefSeq and is a predicted model, not a curated record. Gene Ontology annotation, molecular function: ubiquitin protein ligase activity; ubiquitin-like protein conjugating enzyme binding. Gene Ontology annotation, cellular component: endoplasmic reticulum. Lineage: Eukaryota; Metazoa; Mollusca; Gastropoda; Patellidae. The coding region runs from base 143 to 718 and encodes 191 amino acids. Gene Ontology annotation, biological process: ubiquitin-dependent protein catabolic process.